Molecule: messenger RNA, 2202 nt
Organism: Miscanthus lutarioriparius
Lineage: Eukaryota; Viridiplantae; Streptophyta; Magnoliopsida; Poales; Poaceae
Source: the annotation of a GenBank genome assembly
AUGGAGUGCGAGAACGGACACGUCGCCGCCGCCAGGGGCAAUGGUGUCUGCCUGGCCACGCCGCGGGCGGCCGACCCCCUCAACUGGGUGAAGGCGGCCGAGGACCUGACCGGGAGCCACCUGGAAGCCGUGAAGCUGAUGGUGGAGGAGUACAGGAGGCCGCUGGUGAAGAUCGAGGGCGCCAGCCUGACCGUCGCCCAGGUUGCCGCCGUGGCCGCCGCCGGCGAGGCCAGGGUGGAGCUCGACGAGUCCGCGCGAGGCCGCGUCAAGGCCAGCAGCGAUUGGGUCAUGAACAGCAUGAUGAACGGCACCGACAGCUACGGCGUCACCACCGGCUUCGGCGCCACCUCCCACCGGAGAACCAAGGAGGGCGGCGCUCUCCAGAGGGAGCUCAUCCGAUUCCUUAAUGCCGGAGCGUUCGGGACCGGUGACGACGGCCACGUGCUGCCGGCGGCGGCCACGCGCGCCGCGAUGCUCGUCCGCAUCAACACCCUGCUGCAGGGCUACUCCGGGAUCCGCUUCGAGAUCCUGGAGACGAUCGCCGCGCUGCUCAACGCCAACGUGACGCCGUGCCUGCCGCUCCGGGGCACCAUCACCGCGUCGGGCGACCUGGUCCCGCUCUCCUACAUCGCGGGACUCGUCACCGGCCGGCCCAACUCCACGGCGGUGGCGCCCGACGGCAGGAAGGUGGACGCCGCGGAGGCGUUCAAGAUCGCCGGCAUCCAGCACGGCUUCUUCGAGCUGCAGCCCAAGGAAGGGCUCGCCAUGGUGAACGGCACGGCCGUCGGCUCUGGGCUCGCGUCGAUGGUGCUGUUCGAGGCGAACGUCCUCGCCGUCCUCGCCGAGGUCAUGUCUGCCGUGUUCUGCGAGGUGAUGAACGGCAAGCCCGAGUACACCGACCACCUGACCCACAAGCUGAAGCACCACCCGGGGCAGAUCGAGUCCGCGGCCAUCAUGGAGCACAUCCUGGACGGCAGCUCCUACAUGAUGCUCGCCAAGAAGCUCGGCGAGCUGGACCCGCUGAUGAAGCCGAAGCAGGACAGGUACGCGCUCCGCACGUCGCCGCAGUGGCUGGGCCCUCAGAUCGAGGUCAUCCGCGCCGCCACCAAGUCCAUCGAACGCGAGAUCAACUCCGUCAACGACAACCCGCUCAUCGACGUCUCCCGUGGCAAGGCGCUCCACGGCGGCAACUUCCAGGGCACCCCGAUCGGCGUGUCCAUGGACAACACCAGGCUUGCCAUCGCGGCGAUCGGCAAGCUCAUGUUCGCGCAGUUCUCGGAGCUGGUGAACGACUUCUACAACAACGGCCUGCCGUCCAACCUGUCCGGAGGGCGCAACCCGAGCCUGGACUACGGCUUCAAGGGCGCCGAGAUCGCCAUGGCGUCCUACUGCUCUGAGCUCCAGUUCCUGGCCAACCCCGUGACCAACCACGUCCAGAGCGCGGAGCAGCACAAUCAGGACGUCAACUCCCUCGGCCUCAUCUCGUCCAGGAAGACCGCCGAGGCCGUCGACGUACUGAAGCUCAUGUCGUCGACGUUCCUGAUCGCGCUGUGCCAGGCCGUGGACCUGCGCCACCUGGAGGAGAACCUGAAGAGCGCCGUGAAAAGCUGCGUGAUGACGGUGGCCAAGAAGACACUGAGCACCAGCGCCACGGGGGGCCUCCACAGCGCGCGCUUCUGCGAGAAGGACCUUCUCACGGCGAUCGACCGCGAGGCGGUGUUCGCUUACGCCGACGACCCCUGCAGCGCCAACUACCCGCUGAUGCAGAAGAUGCGGUCGGUGCUCGUCGAGCACGCGCUGGCCAACGGCGAGGCCGAGCGCAACCCGGACACCUCGGUGUUCGCCAAGCUCGCCACGUUCGAAGCGGAGCUCGGCGCGGCGCUGCCUCGGGAGGUGGACGCGGCGCGCGCGGCCGUGGAGAACGGCACCGCCGUGAUCCCGAACAGGAUCGCCGAGUGCCGGUCGUACCCGCUGUACAGGUUCGUGCGCGAGGAGCUCGGCACGGAGUACCUGACCGGGGAGAAGACGAGGUCGCCCGGCGAGGAGGUGAACAAGGUGUUCGUGGCGAUGAACCUGGGCAAGCACAUCGACGCCGUGCUCGAGUGCCUCAAGGAGUGGAACGCACCAUUGCCCAUGUUUGCAGUGGCAGCCCCUGGAACUAGUGUUCAUAACAGGCGCAUCGUACUUCUAAACCAGUCGUAG